Molecule: messenger RNA, 2439 nt
Organism: Ectocarpus sp. CCAP 1310/34
Lineage: Eukaryota; Phaeophyceae; Ectocarpales; Ectocarpaceae
Source: the annotation of a GenBank genome assembly
AUGCAGGCAAAGAUCGAGUGCUUCACCGACAACCCCGGGAUCCUGAUGUACGGCAACAUGUGCGUCGUGUACACGACCGGGAUCUGGCUCUUGCUGGCCUCCUACUUCGAGCUGCCCGUGUCCACCACCCACUCCACCAUCGGAGGCAUCGUCGGGAUGGCCAUGACCUAUCGCGGCGCCGACUGCGUGGUCUGGUACGAGGAGGCCGACCUCUUCCCCUACCUCAAGGGAAUCUCCGCCAUCGUGGCCUCGUGGGUUCUAUCCCCGGUCCUCUCCGCGGUGAUCGCGGUAGCGCUGUUCCUGUUCAUGAGGACAUUCGUUCUCCGGUCGCCCGACUCCCACCAGAGAGCUAUCGUCGUCUUCCCCUUCCUCGUGACCGCCACCAUCGCCGUCAACGGCAAUAAGGGUCUUGACCCGAAUAACACCACCCUCCCCGUCGCUCACACACGCCCCCCCGUUACCUCUCGACCUACCGUUUCAGUCUUCUUCAUCGUGUACAAGGGUGCCAAGGGUCUCGACCUGGACGACACCAGCCUCUCCACCGCGUUCGCCUGGGCCUUGGGCCUGGGGGGGGGGAUCGGCCUGGCCAUGAUCCCCACGGUGCUCCCCUACAUGCGGAGGAACAUUGCCGCCAAGUUCAACGAGGACGGCACCCUCAAGCCGGUUGCCGCGGUGGAGGAGAAGGAGAAGCAGAGCGGCGUGGUCGGGUUCGUAAUGAACCAGAUUAACCAGGACAUCCACUCGAGCGUCAAGGAUUCGGGGUACGUCAGCCAGAUCCACGACAACGCGGAGAAGUUCGACCCCCGCGCGGAGGAGGCCUUCAAGUACGUGCAGGUUUUUACCGCCAUCUGCGACUCCUUCUCGCACGGAGCGAACGACGUUGCCAACGCCAUGGGACCCUUCGCGGCCAUCUACCUGGUCUACUCCACCGGCGUGGUCAGCUCGGAAGGCGACCUCGGGGACGACGCCUUCUGGAUCCUCGCUCUGGGCGGUUUCGGUAUCGUUGCCGGACUGGCCAUCUACGGGUACAAGAUCAUCGCCGCCAUCGGCGUCAAGAUCGCCAAGAUCACCCCGUCCCGUGGUUUCGCGAUCGAGCUCGGGUCCGCCAUGAUGGUCAUCAUCGGCACCCGGCUCGAGAUCCCCCUCUCCACCACCCACUGCCAGGUCGGGGCCACCACCGGUGUCGCCCUCCUCGAGGGAGCCGGAGGCGUGAACGGCACGGUGCUCGCGAAGGCCGUGUUCGGCUGGAUCGUCACCAUCAUCGUGUGCGCCCUCACGUGCUCCGUGAUCUUCGCGCAGGGGGCCUACGCUCCCUACGUGUACGACACCAUCAUCCUUCCGGAGACCACCUAGUCCUCGUAAGACAGAAAAAAAAAAACUCAUGACAUGAACAGUCAGCUACACAAGAUGACCACCUGCUGACUGAUCUUGUCCAGCCUGUGACUCACAGGGGGAUAAUGUGGCUGUGUGCUGCUCGGGGAACCGAAGGAUUACAUUUGACCACUUUUUUUUAGGAAAUAAAAAUCUUUCGCCCGUGUUUGUCGCCCUUGCCCCUGCCUGCUGUUGAUGCAGUAGUAGUAGCAGUACCUUCGCAGUUUUUUUCUACGAAGUAAACAUGUUGGAUGAAGCAUGCAAUCGGGGAAGUUGGGUUAGGGUCAGGAACAGGGUCGGCGCACGCACGUACCCUCUCCUCCCUGUUAUUAUAUAUACCUCAACUCAGUUGGUUUCUCGCGAAGGCGACCAGGAGGUAGCCUUUACCCUUUCUACUAAUUAUUACGCAAACAUGAUGGAUAAAGGAUGAAGUUGGUAGAUCAAGGCUGCUGGCGUUCGUUUUCGGGGCGAAAAGAGGGGAGUGUCUCUUUGUGUGUAGAAAUUCCAAGACAUCUCAUGGGAUCCAUAUCCAUCCAUCCGUGGUUCCAUGAUUUGUUCCUUUUUUGGAAUCCAUCCGGUUUAAUCGCAGCUUUGCAGUUACAAGCCAUACCGAGGAUCAUUUAAGUGCAGUAUUGGAUUGAUGUUGAGGCUCCUUCGGACUACCACUACUUGUUCUGAUGUCCGUCAAAAUUUUUCGUUGCUUGAGAUUUCUCCGCACCGGGCGGUGGAAACAUAACACAAAAGUCUGUGUAGGCAGCAGCAGCAGUAGUCGUGCAGUAGUAUUUAUAGGAGGAGGAGGAGGAGGAGGAGGAGGAGGCAGUUAGGAACUAGUUACGUCUAAGAUGGGUUCCCUUUUCAAAAACAAACGCCCGACCUAUUGGUUGGUUGUUUCAGCGCAAUAGAUGGAUUCCCUUUUCAAAAACAAACGCCCGACCUAUUGGUUGGUUGUUUCAGCGCAAUAGAUGGAUUCCCUUUUCAAAAUCGCCCCACCUUUUGGUUGUUUCAGCCGCCAACUCUUCCCUGCGGAGAGAGACUACGGCUCACAAACUGCUGCGCGCCGUGUCUCGC